This is a messenger RNA of Closterium sp. Naga37s-1, 1665 nucleotides long. The record is from the annotation of a GenBank genome assembly. NCBI's taxonomy places the organism in Eukaryota, Viridiplantae, Streptophyta, Zygnematophyceae, Desmidiales, Closteriaceae.
AUGUCCCCAAUCUCCGCGCGCGGCAUCGCCGGAAGUUCCGCCAGUGGGGGCGCUACUAGUGGCGCGGAGCCCGGCGGAGGCGCGGAGGACUGCGGGGGCGGGCACGCGAUUCUGGAGCUGAAGCUAGCGCAGACGGGCGAGGGGAUUGCGGAGUGCGAGUUGCUGCAGUGGUUUGUGGAAGAGGGCGAGGAGGUGCGCGCGUUCCAGCGCGUGUGCCAGGUGCAGAGCGACAAGGCGACGGUGGACAUCACGAGCCGCUUCCACGGCCGCAUCCUGCGCACGCACUUCAUGCCGGGCGACGUCGUUAAGGUUGGGGAGACGUUAGCGGACAUCCUUCCUCCCGGCACGUCAUCAGAGCCACAAUCAUCGUCAGCCUCCUCCACCUCUUCCGCUUCCGCCACGUCGCCGUCUCACUCCGAUCAAAGCCACGAAGUGCUGGCAGUGCCAGCGGUGCGCCACCUGGCGAGGACGCACGGGAUCAACCUGGCUGACGUGGAGGGCACGGGCCGGGACGGGCGCGUGACUAAAGAGGAUGUGCUUGCAUACGUGCAGUCACGGCAAGGCGUGGAGGAGGAGAUGAGGAUGGAAGAACAUGUGCUGGAAGGACCAGAACCGGCCAUGGCUGAACCAGGGGGGCUAGGAGCAGCAGCAGGAGGAGGAGGAGGAGGAGGAGGAGGAGGAGGAGGAGGAGGAGGAGGAGGAGGAGGAGGAGGAGGAGGAGGAAAGGGAGGAGUGCUGGUUGGAGAGGGGGUGGAGGCUGGGGCAGGAGAGGCGGUGGGGCGGAUGGGUGUUGCUGCUGUUGCUGUUGGUGCGCAAGGAGAGGGUGUGGGCGCGGGUGCGGGUGCGAGAGCACGCGUUGAAGACUCUAACGACAUCCUGCUGCCAAUGCGAGGGUACCGGAGGGCCAUGGCGAGGGCAAUGGCAGCAGCGCUGGCAGUGCCGCACUUCACCUUCAUGGAUGAGGUCGCCAUGGAUGCUGCUCUCUCCCUGCGCUCCCAGCUCAACUCCGCCUCCUCCUCUGCUGCUGCCUCUGCCGCUGCUGCUGCUGCUGCCAGUGCCGGUGGUGGUGGUUCUGCUGCUAAGCGUGCUGCAGCUGACAAGGCAGGAGGAGCGGCGGCAGUGCGGUUGACGCAUCUGCCGAUUCUGGUGAAGGCUCUAUCGGUAGCGCUGCACGACUACCCCACGCUCAACAGCACUCUUGAUGAUGCCUCCUUUAACCACCUGCGCUGCAAACGGUCGCACAACAUUGGCAUUGCCAUGGCAACGCCAUCAGGCCUCGUGGUUCCCAAUGUCAAGAACUGCCAGAGCAAGUCCAUUCCCCAGAUCGCAGAGGACAUUGCCCGUCUGCGCCGCCUGGCGCUGCUGAACCAGCUGCCCAAUGAGGACGUGACAGGUGGCACCAUUUCCAUCUCCAACAUCGGCAGCAUCGGCGGCACAUACGCCACGCCCCUGGUGCAUCUGCCAGAGGUGGCUAUCGUGGCUCUGGGCCGCGUGCACACCGUGCCUCGCUUCGAUGCCUGUGGGAACGUUGUGCCAGUGGCUCUUAUGAAUGUGAGCUGGUCAGCGGACCACCGGGUCAUCGAUGGCGCCACGCUGGCAGCCUUCUCCUCGCACUGGAAAUCCUUUAUAGAGUGCCCCACCAACCUGCUUCUGCAUCUGAUGUAG